ACAGGUGAAACAGCUGAGAGAGAAACACGAUCAGACAGGCGGAGGAUGGACAUCACUUCCUGUUUCUGUGCUGUAGCUGCAGCUGUGUACUUCUUCACUGUGCUGUGGAGGUUUAAAGAGGACUGUGGAGCCGGAAACCGGCCAGGUAUUGUCGGGGCCCUCCUCUGGGCCCUCGGUGCCCUUGGUGGGGCCGCUCUGUUUUUCACUGUUCCUCCAGGUGUCUGUGGGUCUGUCCUCCUCGGCUGCAGCUUGAUCCUGAUCUGUGGGACUGACAGGAGAGGGGAGCUGCUGCCAGGACACGGCAGAGCAGUGCUGAUCACAGGCUGUGACUCAGGUUUUGGUCACGCCCUGGCCAACCGGCUCAGUGAGGGCGGAGUGAUGGUGUUUGCUGGCGUGCUGGAUGUGAAUGGAGCUGGAGCUCAGCAGCUGAGAGAAUGCGGGCGUGAAAACCUGCAGGUCCUGCAGCUCGAUGUUACUGACAGCUCCCAGAUAGAGACGGCACACAGGUACAUCUGUGCUCAGGUGGCUGACACAGGUCUGUGGGGUUUGGUGAAUAACGCAGGAGUCCUCUACUGUCCUGUGGACGUGGAGCUCACCCCGUUCAAAGCGUACAGACACUGUGUGGACGUGAACUUCCUGUCUGCUGUGAAGAUGUCUCAGGUGUUCCUCCCUCUGCUGAGGAGGUCCAGAGGACGCAUCGUCAAUGUGUCCAGUGUGGCAGGUGAGGUGCCAAUGCCGAUGUUGGCUGCUUACGGAGCCUCAAAGGCAGCAAUGAGCAAUUUCUCCCAUGUGAUGAGAAUGGAGUUGUCUGAGUGGGGAGUCAAAGUGGCUUUAAUUCAACCUACAGGAUUCAGAACAAAAAUCUUUGGGAACAGCGACGCCGUCUCUCGCUACACAGACGAGAUCCUCUCAUCUGUUUCUUCUGAAGUCAGAGAGGAUUAUGGGGAGGUGUACAUCUCGUCUCUCCCCAGCAGUCUGUCCAAAAUGUCCAGUCAGUGUCUAGCGGACCUGUCUCCCGUGGUGGAGGACAUGCGUCACGCUCUGCUGUCAGUCCAUCCCAAAACCAUGUACAGGCCCGGACAGAUGGCAUGGUUUCUCCCAUUCCUCCAGCGCUGCUGCUCCACCACUGUGUCCGACCCCAUCAUCACGAAGAUCGCUAAACUCACUGACUGUAAACCGGUGGCGCUCAACAGGAGCUGAGGCUCAUGGGAAAAACAUUAUCUGCAGCUGGUGGCUUCAGCUUCACUAGGAUGCAAAAAUCAACUUCAGAGAUGUGAAACUUUCCUUAAAAGACACAUUAUUUUUUGGGUGACAGAGGUCAGAGAGGAGACUGUCAAUAAAACUAAAAAAAAAAACCAUCUUAAACAUCUAAUGCCUGGUUCAUGCUACACGACAUUUUUUGUUCAUUGUGACAGCCACUAUGUUAGAUUAGGCGAUUGUUUCUGUGCUAAUGGCAGUACUCACCAGGUUGCUUCAGUGCCUCUGCUGUUCCAUACCAUCAUUUUUCCCUUUUUACUCUGUUGCAGUAACGUCCCUACACGAAAUAUCUAAAAAUCGCUGUGUUUCUCUUGGUCAAAGUGACUGGCUGUGAUGCGAGAAGUCGUGAAUGACAAAAAGAAAAUCAAAUAUGCUAGACUUUCUGUUAGAAUGUCUUAUGCUGUCCCAGAUGCAGCAUUGGUUGCCGUCUACUAUGACACACUACACGAGAUGAAAUGAUGGAUUAUCGCGUACCACACUCAUUGUUGUUCAUGAUCCAAGCCGACACCAUACGACAGUGUCACGAUAUAAUGGGGCUGAUAUCGUGUAGUGUGAACCAGGCAUAACUCUCAGCCAGAGAUAGAAGAAGUGUCUUUCCCAAAACGCUGAACUCCUCCUUUAAGGGCCAUUUAAAGAAACCACAGAUAUAUACAUGACACAAGACGCACAAACACACUGAGCGAUGCAUUUAAUGCAGGUCUCAUCACGCAGCACAGACUGUAAAAACACUGUGUUCACACCUCUGACAGCCUCUCAAAGACACAUCUUUUCUUUAAAAAACAGGAUGUAUAACAUCCAAUCAGCCUUAAAACACUGAACAUUCUG
Messenger RNA from Epinephelus moara (kelp grouper), 2082 nucleotides. It is a transcript of the gene hsd17b2, whose product is annotated as hydroxysteroid (17-beta) dehydrogenase 2. Gene Ontology annotation, molecular function: oxidoreductase activity. Bases 46 to 1200 code for a protein of 384 amino acids. Lineage: Eukaryota; Metazoa; Chordata; Actinopteri; Perciformes; Serranidae. The transcript has 5 exons. The record is from RefSeq and is a predicted model, not a curated record.